Olea europaea var. sylvestris is the source of this 690-nucleotide messenger RNA. RefSeq lists its product as uncharacterized. The coding region runs from base 1 to 690 and encodes 229 amino acids. The transcript has 2 exons. NCBI's taxonomy places the organism in Eukaryota, Viridiplantae, Streptophyta, Magnoliopsida, Lamiales, Oleaceae. The record is from RefSeq and is a predicted model, not a curated record.
AUGGGUUCUCAUGAGAUUUAUGUCAAUGACAUCAUCUUUGGCUCUCUCAUUGACUCCCUUGCUCUUGAAUUUGCUGAAUGCAUGAAACAAGAAUCUGAAAUGAGCAUGGUUAGAGAGCUAAGUUACUUCCUUGGUUUUCAAGUAAAGCAAACUGAUUGUGGGUUGUUUAUCUCUCAAUCAAAAUAUGCCAAAGACCUUGUGAAGAGAUUUGGCUUGGACAGUAAGAAACACACAAGGACACCCAUGAGCACAAAUGUUAAGUUAGGACAUGAUCCUACAGUUAAGAGUGUUGAUCAGACUGUGUAUAGGAGCAUGAUAGGCAGUCUACUAUAUCUUACAGCCAGUAGACCUGACAUAGCGCUCAGUGUUGGAGUAUGUGCUAGAUUUCAAGCUGAUCCUAAGGAGUCCUAUCUAGGUACAGUGAGGUGCAUUAUUAGAUAUGUCAAUAGGACAGUAGAUCAUGGGAUCUUGUAUUACAGAGAGUCCAACCUAGAACUAGCCGGUUAUUCUGAUGCCAAUUGGGCCAGAAAUGCCGAUGAUAGAAAAAGUACCUGGGGUGGAUGUUUCUAUGUUGGUUCUAAUCUUGUCUCAUGGAUGAGUAAGAAACAAAACUCAGUUUCCUUGUCCACAGCCGAGGCAAAAUACAUUAUAGUUGGUAGUUGUUGCACUCAACUGCUUUGGAUGAAGUAA